UGGGCUAAAUUUAAACCCAUUCUUAACGCUACAGUUAAUCUUGAAAACAAGAUGGCUUUCCGAUCGAGAUUCGACAGUACAUCUUCAAGUCUGUCAACCCCCUUACAUAGCAGAUUCAUAAAUACUUCAACACCAUUACUACCUCUUCAAGGAGAUGCCACAUUUGGUAAAGAUGUCGUGGAAUGGCUGAAGGCACUCGGUUACAAGAAAGAGAUCGAUCCAAACCUUAUGAAAAAACUAUGUCCAAAAUCACACCGAAAAAUGUGGUACCAUCUUAUGAAGCAUGUAAGACCACCCCAGGAGGUAGAGUUGGUCAAAAAGAAUGUGUUGAUCUCAAAUUUGGAAAAAGAUCAGAACAAAUACAGAAACCUUUGAAGGCAAUUGUAAACACACCCGAAGACUUUGAUAAUUAUAAACAAUGGAUGGACUUGCGCAGUGAAAUUGCUGAUAAGGAGAGUGAAGUACGUGCUAUUACCGGUGAUAUAAGAACGCUGCAAUUGAAAAGUAGAUUGAAAGAACACCAAAUAAAAGCUACUAAAGAACAAAUCAGCGAAUGCAACCAGAAAAAUGAUUUGUUGAAUAUGAAAAUCCGACAAGAAACUGACAAACUGAAAAAUCUGAAGAACGAUAUCGCCACCUGCGAAAUUCUUAUAAACAAGGCGGUCGAUUUGAAGGAAGAAGAAUCUCCUACUGAUAAGAUAUCAUCCGUCACUUCUGAGCUUGAAAACUUGUAUCGUACCCGUCAAAUGGACCAAUCAAUGCAAAUAUCAUUUGAAAACGACCUCCUAUGGAAUAAGGUUGACGAACUUGCGAUAACAGUAGCACCCAAUGAAAUAAUCAAUCAUAUUAGUGCUUCUUUGGUAUCAGUCAGUGAGAAAUUGAACGAAGAAAUGAAUAAAUUCACAAAUCUGAAGGCAAGCGUAUUACAUGCUGGUACCAACGACUUAUCAGGUUUACAACAGUCGCUCAUUGACACUUUCUCUGAAUUCCAUGAUCUGGAGAAAGAUUCUGAACUUCUCAAAAUAAAUAUCGAUAUGCUGAAACGCCAAGUUACUGAUAACAUUAUAAAGGUUGGUGAAUAA
This is a messenger RNA of Nilaparvata lugens (brown planthopper), 1082 nucleotides long. RefSeq lists its product as uncharacterized. The record is from RefSeq and is a predicted model, not a curated record. NCBI's taxonomy places the organism in Eukaryota, Metazoa, Arthropoda, Insecta, Hemiptera, Delphacidae. The coding region runs from base 183 to 1082 and encodes 299 amino acids. The transcript is spliced from 8 exons.